This is a messenger RNA of Carlito syrichta (Philippine tarsier), 378 nucleotides long. RefSeq names its product semaphorin-4D-like. NCBI's taxonomy places the organism in Eukaryota, Metazoa, Chordata, Mammalia, Primates, Tarsiidae. The transcript has a single exon. The record is from RefSeq and is a predicted model, not a curated record. The annotation marks the transcript as partial.
UCCCCGCCGACCCCCGCCGUGCAGGCCACCUCCCUGGGGGCCGCCACCCCGCCGCCCGCGCCCACUGGCACGUCCUGCGAGCCGCAGAUUGUCAUCAACACGGUGCCCCAGCUGCACUCGGAGAGGACCAUGUACUUCAAGUCCAGCGACAACCGCCUCCUCAUGUCCCUCUUCCUCCUCUUCUUCGUCCUCUUCCUCUGCCUUCUGCUCUACAAUUGCUACAAGGGCUACCUGCCCGGGCAGUGCCUGAAGGUCCGCGCCGCCCUGCUGCUCGGGCAGAAGAAGCCCAAGCCGGACUUCUGCGACCGCGAGCAGAGCCUCAAGGAGACGCUGGUGGAGCCCGGGAGCCUCUCCCAGGAGAGCGGGGCGCGGCCCAGG